GCGCAGUUUCGAGCAUUUUCGAGGAACAAAAUAUUUUAAAUGACUUUAGAAGAAUUUACUGAAUCGAUCAGUCAGAUUUCGACCAUUACAGAGAGAAGAACUAUUUAAUUUCUCAUUGCCAUUAAAUUUCUUUUAAGUGACUUUCAGAAGUAACAGAAAACAAAUUUAAAUCAGAAAAAAUGGCAUUACCAGAGACCAAUCCAGUUUACGGCCCAUUCUUCGGAGUUAUGGGAGCUUCAUCAGCUAUUAUUUUCAGUGCUCUCGGAGCUGCCUAUGGAACUGCAAAAUCUGGAACGGGAAUUGCGGCAAUGAGUGUCAUGAGACCUGAAUUGAUUAUGAAAUCAAUCAUUCCAGUUGUUAUGGCUGGUAUUAUUGCUAUCUAUGGUUUGGUCGUUGCUGUUCUCAUCGCAGGAGGUUUAGAUGAACCCAAAAAUUACACUCUUUACAAGGGCUUCAUUCAUCUUGGAGCCGGAUUAGCUGUUGGCUUUUCGGGUUUGGCGGCAGGUUUUGCUAUUGGAAUUGUUGGUGAUGCAGGUGUACGAGGAACUGCUCAACAACCUCGACUUUUUGUUGGUAUGAUUUUAAUUUUGAUCUUCGCUGAAGUCUUGGGUCUUUAUGGCUUGAUUGUGGCCAUUUACUUAUACACCAAAUAAAUUCUUUCGCUCUUACUUUUUAAGUUUCUAUUUAAAUUAUAUAUUGAUGCCCAUAUUUCGCGAAAGUUUCUUUACAUUUUUUCAAACAUAACGAUGUACAUCUGAUGUGAAUGCGAUUUUCAUAAAUAAUGGUCGCACAAAUCUGUAACUUAACGUAAAACAAAACUAUUAAACAUUAAAUUUACUGUGAAGAAGUGAAAAAAAAGAAACAAACAAACAUAUAAGAACAUGAACGAGGAAAAUUGUAAAGAAGACGAAUAAAGAAUAUGGAGAAUCAUUGAUGGUUCUACAGAAAAAAUUUAUUAAAUUAGAGAUAUCACAAGAUGAUUGAUGUCACGCAAAACUAUUUAAAAAUUGAUGCUGUUUUUAAGUAGUUUCUAAAGAUGAUAUUGAUAUUCAAUAGAUUUUUUUGAACGAAUCACUUGUGCAUAUAAACUAUUCAAUUAGUUAUUAUCAUUCAAUUGCUAAUAUCCCAUAAAAAAAUAUAUAUAUAAAGAAGAAUAAAAUUUUAAUCAUAAUUAUAUUGCAUCAUUACAUGAUUCAUAAAUGAGAACAUUGUUGUUGUAUUAUCAAAAAUAUCAUUAAAACUGUAAUUUUCAUAUGUUUUGAAAGCUCCUGGCUAUCACUAUCUAUCUACCUAAAAUCUAGAAUAAUGCAUAAAGAUAAUUUUAAGGUAGUUGUGAUUUCAUUAUUUUAAAGAAGAAACAACAAAAAAACAAACAUCGUCUUUCGUUUAUUAUGUAUUAUUAAAUGAAACACUUGUGUAAAAUUCAGAAAAUAGAACUAAAUUAAAAUAUUUUGUUUGUACAUUCCCAUGAGUUCAAAAUAGCGUUUUUCUUAUUUCCUAA
Molecule: messenger RNA, 1501 nt
Organism: Chironomus riparius
Lineage: Eukaryota; Metazoa; Arthropoda; Insecta; Diptera; Chironomidae
Source: the annotation of a GenBank genome assembly